Strongylus vulgaris is the source of this 333-nucleotide messenger RNA. NCBI's taxonomy places the organism in Eukaryota, Metazoa, Nematoda, Chromadorea, Rhabditida, Strongylidae. The record is from the annotation of a GenBank genome assembly.
AUGGGCGAGGUCCUCAUUCAAGUCGUUCCCCAAAACGUGGCCACCAUUCAAAUUUCCUAUAAGAAUAAGGACGAUCUUUUCAAGCAAUACAAGAAAUGGAUUAAAAGCCUCAAUCUUCCCAGUAAUGAAGUCUACUGGUGCGAUAGCGAAGGCGAUCACACGGGUAUUCGCAACGCUGAUGAUCUCCUUGGGGCUGCACAUAAUUUCCUCUGCGUUAAACUCUUCACACCUCUGGAUGAAAAGUGUGACUCAGCAUCUUCCUCUGACUACAGUGAAAUUGAAUCGGAUCGCGGAAGAAGUCGAGAAAAGAAGAGAACGACAAAUAGUCGGUGA